AUGAAGCGAGCGCGAAACGAAAAGGCCACUUCUCCUACACUUACCCCUCCUUCAUUUAAAAACCUUCCGGAUGAACUCCUCACGACCAUUCUCUCAAUGGUCGCUGCACGCGCCUCAACUCCCCAAGACUUUCUCUCCUGCCGCCUCGCUUCUUCCCACCUUCGCCGCAUCUCACUCCUCCCGGAAAUCCUCGCCGUGUUACCACCUCCCGCUCUCGCUUGCCCGGCGAAAAACUACUCGCUCGCCUAUCGCUCGUUUCUAUCGGUAUGCGCAGCGGUGGGAAACGCGGAGGCUGCGUUUCUUCUCGGCAUGGUCGACUUUUAUUGCUUAGAGCGAGUGGCGAGCGGCAUGAAGCGGCUUGUGCAGGCAGCAAAGGCAGGGCACGCAGCCGCGUUACACAGCCUGUCAGUCAUCCAUUUCAACGGUAGCGGAUUGCUUGCAAGCGGAGCGGAGGGAAGUGGUGCAGCGGAGGGAGGUGGCGCAGCGGAGGGGGACACAGGAAGGCGGAAGCUGCGGGGGAACCGGAAGGUCGGGAUGGGGAUGUUGCUGUGUGUGGCGGCGGCUAAAGCGGGUCACCCAGAUGCGCUGCGGGAAUUAGGGCUGUGUCUGCAGGACGGAUUUGGAAUCAAGCGGAGUGUCGCCCAGGGGAGGCUGCUUCUGGUGGAGGCAAACCUGCGGGAGCUGGCUAAUAGCGGGGAUAAAAUGGCGGCAGCAAUGGUGCAUCGCUCACUGUCGCCAUGUCUCACGAUCCAAGGUACCCUUACGGUUAUCCACCACCAGCCGGCUACCCACCACCAGCCGGGUACCCACCCGCACCCUACCCUCCCGCGCCCGGCUAUCCACCCCCUCCUGCCGGCUACCCGCCUCCUCCCGCCGGUUAUCCGCCUCCUCCGGGCUACUACCCCCCGCCGCCGGCAGGCUACCACCACCCGCCACCCCCACACUACCACCACGGCGCGGUGGCCCAUCACAGCAUCGGCCAUGCCUUGGCGCAUGGCGUAG
Messenger RNA from Closterium sp. Yama58-4, 1002 nucleotides. The record is from the annotation of a GenBank genome assembly. NCBI's taxonomy places the organism in Eukaryota, Viridiplantae, Streptophyta, Zygnematophyceae, Desmidiales, Closteriaceae.